Molecule: messenger RNA, 751 nt
Organism: Laccaria bicolor S238N-H82
Lineage: Eukaryota; Fungi; Basidiomycota; Agaricomycetes; Agaricales; Hydnangiaceae
Exons: 4
Coding region: 32-610 (192 amino acids)
Source: RefSeq, a predicted model, not a curated record
CUUCCACCAACGCUCGGGAAAUUCUAGAAGGAUGUUCGUCGCAAACAUACUGUCGCUUACAGCCGCCCUUUUUGCGCCUUCUGUUUACGCCGGUGUUAUAGCGUCCCAAUCUAGCCUUCCGUACAAUUUUACCCUGGCCGCACUCAACUCAUCCUUACCAAACGCGAACUACACAGGGGCGCCAUUGGUCCUCGGUCAAAACGGUGCCAGCACAGGAGUUUCAUUCUACGUGACGUCUACACACGCAUCCUAUCCUUACAACGAUUAUCCCACGUUGGCUCUACGGGAUAAUAUCUUAAAAGCUUAUAGAACCUCUGGACCGUCGAUAACCAACGCAACGGAGGUACAGAGUGGCGGAGAACUUGUUUGGAUUACCACUACGCAAGGCCAUGCAGGCUCGGAGAACUAUUCGGUUAUAAAAGCUCCCGCCUAUCGCUUUCCCGUUCUCGCCGCUCAUGGCAUACACGACCUUUGGUCAUUAUGCCCCUUCCAAGGAGGCCAAACAAAUGUUGUAUUCAAUGUCUCGACUGAUCAACCUAACGCGGGGUCCGAUCCAUCACAAUGUUAUCAAGUCAUAAUCAAUGUGGUUCCAAUCCCUCAAUCUUACUAGGUCCUUUAGGGACAGCCUGCUAAGAACCCGGUUCCCUCGCAAUUUAUUUCCAAAAAAUUCGUCAUUACGAAAAGCGGACUUUUAGAUACCAGCAUCAGGACUUAAUUGUAUACCUUUAAACUUUCAGUGACGCCUUGUUGU